Stegodyphus dumicola is the source of this 6499-nucleotide messenger RNA. Its product is annotated as major facilitator superfamily domain-containing protein 12-like. The record is from RefSeq and is a predicted model, not a curated record. Gene Ontology annotation, biological process: carbohydrate transport. Lineage: Eukaryota; Metazoa; Arthropoda; Arachnida; Araneae; Eresidae. Gene Ontology annotation, molecular function: symporter activity. Gene Ontology annotation, cellular component: plasma membrane.
UUUAAACUCGUGAUUGUGUUGAUCAAAAUUCUGGUCACAUUGUCGUUCGCCGAUAGCAGAUGUUUCGUGAUAUAAACUAUGUCUGCUAAUAUCAGGUAUCAGAGGACGUGUGCUGCAAAUAUAGUUGUGGAAUAUUUUGAGAAAUCUGAUGAUGCGUAUUAGUUGUGUUAUAAUACAACUAUGUAGGUCAAAAUUUAUGUUCACUAUUCAAAAUUAUUUUUUUCUUAACAACAUAGCAUAAAACCGGUUUCUUUAUACCUAGAGCUGUUACUGUUAAAAUUAUAUUACGCUUUUAUUUUGAGACGUGUUCAUAUUAGAAAUAUGCUUCUGAAAUCAUCUGUUGAAUUCCCCCCCUCAUGCUUUAGCUGACUAAAAAAAAUUCAAAAAUGGCAGAUUGUGUCACGGUGGAUAUAAUUUCCAAUAGAGAAUCUGUCAAAAAUGUAUUAUCUUUGGGAGUACGGCUUGCCUACAGUGUUGGCCAUGUCCUCAAUGAUCUAUGUGCAUCUAUGUGGUUUACAUAUCUUCUCGUGUUUCAACACUCAGUUCUGCAAUUUACAAACUACAUAGCUGGUAAUCUUAUGCUGUUAGGACAAGUUGCAGAUGCCAUUGCGACGCCUUUUGUAGGUUAUGAAUCAGAUCGGCCGAAUAAUCUUUGGCUUUGUAAAUAUGGAAAAAGAAAAGCAUGGCAUUUGUUUGGUACUAUCUGUGUGGCAGGAAGUUUCCCAUUUUUAUUUAUGGAAUGCAUAAACUGUUCCAAUUCAUCUCAAAAUGCUCAAUUUGUAUAUUAUGGAGCAUUCAUUGUGAUAUUUCAGUUUGGUUGGGCAUCAGUUCAAGUUUCUCAUUUAUCACUCAUUACUGAUCUCACACCCAUUUCUUCUGAAAGAGUUGAGCUUAAUUCAUUAAGGUAUGCCAUGACAGUAAUGUCUAAUAUAUGUGCAUAUAGUACUCUGUGGGUUCUUUUAGGAAUAGCUAACGAUGAAGAGAAGCAUAUUGGUCCUCAAGAUUUAUCAAUUUUUAGGAAUGUUGCUCUUUUUAUGGUUGGUGUUGGGCUGGUUUUCGCAACAUUAUUCCAUGUCUUUGUUAAAGAAAGAGAUCAUCAAACUUUUGCUUCACGGGAACAAUAUGCUAUUAAUGAAGCAAGUGAUGCAAUUGAAAAACCUCAUCUAAGGUGGAAAGACUGGUUCAAGCAACCUCAAUUUUACAUGAUAGCAGUUUUGUAUAUGGCUACAAGAUUAUAUGUUAAUUUAUCCCAAAUUUAUAUGCCUUUGUAUAUACAAGAUAGUCUUGAACUCCAUAAGGCCAAAAUUGCUAUCAUUCCAUUAGUUAUAUAUGUGAGUGGUUUUCUGUCUUCAUUUUUCAUGAAGUUCCUAAAUAGUGUUCUAGGAAAUAAGAUAACAUACUUUUUAGGCUGUUUACUAGCAUUAUCUGCAUCUACCUGGAUAUAUUAUGGUAAAGGAUCUACAUAUUGUGAAUAUGAAUUAUAUGCUGUUGCUGUUCUCAUUGGCAUAGCAGGAUCAACUCUUUUGAUUAUAUCACUUGCCAUAACAUCGGAUCUUAUUGCAAACAGUACAACUAGUUGUGCUUUUGUGUUUGGGUCUAUGAGUUUUGUUGAUAAGCUAUCAAAUGGUAUCGCAGUUGUAAUAAUUCAGGAUAUUCAUCCAUGCUUAACUUGUUGCAUUGAAUGUAAAUUCUAUUACAAGUAUGUUUUGGUGUAUGCAUGUGGAGGAGCUGUAUUACUCGGUCUAGUAGCACUAUCAUUUUUACUCACUCAGUCAAUUGGAGAAAGAAGAAAUGAAGAUCAGUUGCACCAAAAUUCCAUUGUCCGAAACCAUCGAACACACAAUGGGAGCAUUUCUAAAUCUUCUGAAAAGAAACCAUUAUUAGGAGAGCAAGAUUCAGAUACUCCAGGGGUGUGAUUUCUCGAUCUCCCAAAUCAAAAACUACAAGAGUAUAUGCAUCACAAACUUAUACCUGCUGUGUGCAAUACAUAUAGUGAUAAUGGCAUUACAAAGCAAAUAAAGAUAUUUUUUUUAGCAAGCUGGCUUUUAUAAAUUCAUUUUGCUUGACUUUUUAAUGGAAAAAGGUGCUACUGAGUAAGAGAACCAUAAUUAUGAGUUCCUUAGUCCAUUUAAAUUUAGGAAUUUAAUUUCUUUAUUUGGAAUUUUGUCAUAUUCAUAUAAUGAACUGUAUUUUAUAUUAGUUGUUUGUCCUUCAUAAAACAUGCAAAAAUUAUGCCUUGUGUCUGUUUAUAUUUUAAAAAAAUUAAAAAUUGUUUUUGUACAAAGUAGAUUUGAAUUUUAAGUAUUUAUUAAAAAAGUUAAUUUAAAAUUGAGAUUCAGAGUUGCCAUAUUAUUUAUGCCAUUUCUAAUUAAAAUUUGUUGAUUUUUCUCUUCCUAAAAAUGGUUAAAAUCAAAGUUAUUUUUUUAUUUUUUAUUAUUUCAAAAGAUGACCUUUUUGUUAGGUAGUAUAAAUUUAGUAUGAAUCAAGAAUUAAUGUAAACAGAAUUAAAAAAUACAAAUGUCCUUAAAUAAUAAAAUUGUGAAUAAAGUAAUGGUACUAAUAUAUUUAUAGAAAGAGAGCUAUAUAUAAAUAGAUAGAUUAAUUCAAAAGGAAACUAAAGUAAAAUUACUGAUAACUUUUAUCUAGUGACUUUUCUUUUUGUUGAAAUAUUAUACAUAAAAUUUAUAUGUUGUUUUAGAAAAUUUAAAUCAUUUUGAAUUGAAGACAAGACUUAUACAAAGUAAUUAUUUAUUUUUGAAUAAAUUAUUACUGAAUGUACAGAAUGUUACUGAAUCUUUUACUUAUUUUGAAAUAAAUAUUUGACCUUUUAUAAUUAUCUUCAAACCAGUAAUUUGAGUAACUUUAACGUUUUUUUUUUUUUUUUUUUUUUUUUUUUUUUAGAUUAUUUUUUCUUACAUAUUAUCUUCCGUGCAAAAAAAAAAUGCAUAUAUAUAUAGUCUUUGCAAAAGGGCAAUGUAAGAAUAUCACAAGUAUUAUUGUAUGUAUGUGUUUUGUAUGUAUGUAUUAUUUGUGCAACAGUUUUUUAUAUCAUAUUCAUGCAUAUGUGAUAACCAAGUCAUUUUCAUUGUGAAUUUCAUAUUUUGGAAGAUCUCCAUAUUUAUUUAUUUACUAAAGGUGCAUUAUAAGUUAUUUUUAUUCUUUAAUUCUAAAGGAGUUUUGUAUUUCAAAUACUACGUCAUCUGACUAUGUUUGUUUAUUUCAUCAUUUGUUCCUGAGAUUACUUUCUUGUUACAAAAUGAAUGAUAUAUUUAUCUGUUCUUCCCCACUGAAAUUAAGUUUCAUAGAUUUAGUAUAAAAGUUAUUCAAACUGGAUAUAGACAUUCCUUUAUAUAAGUUUAUUGUAUGCUUAUACAAGUUCUAAGUCAGAUUUUCAUGUUUAUUAUUUUUAUUUCUUUAUGAUAUAAUGAAAAAUGUAUAAAUGAGCUGAAUACUCUGCCACUCUAGUUCUUUAUUGUUUACUCCUCAACAGCUUGUAUUAUAUCCAGUUCAUAUUAGUUUAAUCAUUUAAUUAUUAGAUAUUUUUUAUUCCAUGCUUGUAUCUCUAAUAUAUGCUUGUAUCUCUAAAUAUUUACCAUUUGAAUGUGCUUAAGUUCUCUAUAUAUGUGUAUCCUAAGAAUUGGGAAGUAUCUUUUGGAAUGCUUGAAGUGAAACAAAAUUUUAAUAUUAUGUAAACUCAUCAAAGUGAUCUUAGAAGCUCGUGAAAAAAAAAUCGAGUAGUUUGAUAAAUUAAAAAUUAUGAUUAGAUAUAUUUAUCAUAGCUACCAACUUUCCCUAAUAUUUUUUUUUUUUUAUGCAUCUCUUGAUUUUCCAGUAGAUCAACAGUUUCUCUAUUUCUAAUUUUUAGACUUUACUGAGAAAACCUUUUUUACAGCAAUAAAGGAAAUAUGUUGAAAUGAUGAAAUUUAAAGUGUCCAAUUUUCAUUUUCCCACCCCUACUGAAUUUCAGCGUAAUUUUUGUCAUCAAAUUUCAUUUUAUCUGAAUUGUCGAAAUUUAUAGUGGAUAUUUUUAGAACUUUAUAAGAAAAGUACUAAAUGAAAUUAUACAGGAAAAGGUAAAAUUCAGAAUAAUUAAAUAUUAAUGUAUUUUGUACCAGAAACAUAUUAUAAGUAGUUGAAUAACUCAAGCCAUGCAUUAUAAAAGCAAAUUUUAGUCUGGGGUUCUUUUGAAAUGGAGCCAUUAUACAGCACAAAUCUCCUGGAAAUUUCAGAGUUUUGGCACAAAAACCAUACGGUGUUUCAUAUUUCAGUGUUGGCAUCUAUGAUAUAUAGGUUAACUAUGUGUAAUAAAUUGGUUGUAUAGUAAAAUCAAAUAACUUAUAUUUGAGGUAGGGUAAGAUACCUGCAGAAUAAACAAUUAUUUUAAAUUGCUUUCAGAGUACAUGUUGAUAGAUAUUUUAGUGUGUAAAGUUGGAAUAUAUUUUAAAUAUAAUUGUAAUUUUUUUAUAUGAUAAACCAGAAGAUUGUAAAUUUAAUGUUGUCAUUAGUAUAGCAUCUGUUUUAUAAGAUGUUUUAAAUUUUGUAUUAGAAAGGUCAAAUUUUAUUUUACAGUAUUUGUUUUUUAAUGCAAAUUACAUUGCAAUCAUAUUAUCAAAAAGAUGUAAUUUUAUACAUGGUGAAUUUUUAUUUUUAUAGUGUUUGUGAAAAUAAACUUUGUUUCAUUCUUUGAUGUUUAGAUAAUAAAAUCAAAAUUUAAAUUUUUUUCAUUAAUCUUUAAAUAAGGUUGGUUGCUUGAUAUGCUGUUGACUUCUUUGUCAAAUAAAUUAUGGUAUCCUAGGUAAAAAGAAUUUUAUUUGGAAAUAAUUUUGUUUUUAUCUCAGAAAGCUAUAAAUUGAAAUAUUAUUUAAUUUUUAUAUGAUAACUGUACUGAAAGAGGAAAAAAAAAUUGCAAAAGUAGAUGCAGGCAAUAGCAAAAUAUAGAAAUGUGUAAAAGAAGAAAACAUACUUUCAGUACUUGUAGUAUAGAUGACCUUGAGAAACUUACUUUUAGUAUUUUGUAAAAAAGGUGAAUUUGAAUAUCCCAGAACCUCCUCCCCCCUCUUUUUUUUUAAAGAAUAUUUAGUACUCUUUUUUACAUCUGUUUUGCAUUUAUGAGGUGAAGCCCUUAAUUUCGUUUCUAUUCUUUAGUCACUUCAAAGAGCCUGUGUUUGAAUUUUCCACACCACGUUGAAAAUACAAAGGGAAUAUGUUAUUACAACAGAGAGAAGUUACAAAUAACAAGAACGUGAUAUAACUUGUAGCUUAUAGUAAUUAAGUAUUUACAACUCCGUUAUAUGUACAGUUGGUUUAUUAUUCAGAUUUCCUAAUUCUCAAAGAAUAAAAAUUUAAUAAAUUCUUAAUAAAAGAUCCAUUUACUAAUGGCAAGUUUUAACAUUCAUUAGCAAUCAAAUGGAAAGAUUGCUAAACAGUAAUAGUUUGACCUUGUUUAAAUCCUGGCAUAUGGGCUGGAUAUUUUUCAUGGUUUUGCCCGUGUAAAACAUGACUAUAAUCCAAUUUCCAUUUAAAAAUUCCUUCAUGAAGAUAUCAUUUCCUUCAGGCAGAUAGCUCUCAAGUUCUUUGCUAUAUCCCAAUCCACUUCAUGGCAAUUUAUCAUGCAAAUAGUUAGAUCUUCACAAACCAAUAUGAGAGAUUGACAGUGAUAAUAUCUGCCACCUAUUUCAUGAUACCUCCAUACUGUUGUCUUAAAUCCAUUUAUUUUGUGUAAUUUUGGGAAAAUGAGGUCAAAAAUAACAAAGCAAUAUUAAAUCUUUAGUGGUUAAUUUAGCUGAAAAAAUUCUGGUACAUUUUAUUUAUUAAAAUUCACUUGAAAUAUUAGUUAGUAAAAUAAAUGUUACUUGAAAAUGGAAAGUUUGGGAACAUUUUUGUCUUAUUUAUUCCUGCAUUUGUAUCAAAUAAACUUUAUUAAUUCUUUAUGCAUAGAUAUUAGCCAAAACUAUGAAGCAUUGGUAGUUUGCCUAGAAAUUAUUUCUAGUGGCUAAAUGAAAUCUGCGUAAAGUUUUCAUGCUUUCUUCCUAUUUAACAUAUAAAUUUAUUUUCCUUAAAAAUACCUCCAUUUAGGUUAAUUGCCUAAGUUUGCUUUAUCAUAAUCCAAUCUAUUUCAUAUUAAAUCCUUAAAGGACUAUUUUAUUGCUUCCAUUUCUAUAGAUUUUAAAGUGUAAGGUUUACUGAAAUUGUGAAAAAUUACAUAAAUUUAUUUGGUUAUAGUGUUUAUUUAUAUUAUUUAAUUAGAUACUAGUAAUCAAGAGUAAGUCAAUACUUGCUUACUAUAUAGAUUUAUAUCCAAAUAUUAUUAUCAAUUAAAUGUACUAAAUAUUCCCUAAGAAAGUACAGAAUCUGAGAUCACUUACUAAGUCUAUCCAAUAUAAAUAUCUAUUGAUUAUUGGUAAGUGUCCUGGAAUCUUUAGGAAAAAGAGGUCUGUAUUUGUCCUUUCCUUAUUCUUUAAUGACUGAAAUGGAGACAAAUAAAAUGUUUUUUAUGUGA